Rotaria sp. Silwood2 is the source of this 1067-nucleotide messenger RNA. The record is from the annotation of a GenBank genome assembly. Lineage: Eukaryota; Metazoa; Rotifera; Eurotatoria; Philodinida; Philodinidae.
AUGUUCAAAUUACCUGAUCAAGUUCAUGCUGAGAUUCAUCAUGCUUCACUCAGUAAUAAAUGCACAUCAGAACUUGAACCUGAAGAUGUCAAUGCUUGGACUAAGUUCUUUGAUGACUCACACACACUUGAUGAAGAGGAUCGUAGUCGAAUAAAUCAUAUAUUUAAUAAACUCGUAACAAACAUUGUUAAAUAUGAGCGAGAACAAGAUUUUCAAUUACUUGAAGCGCUUGCUAAAAGAUUAUUAUCUGCUGAUAAAAAUAGAAAGGACAAUGAGGAACCAUUCAUCUUAACGUCGUAUGAUCAAGAACGAUUAAUAAAACUUCGAACAAUUUGCAAACGUUUAAAACAUUAUAGCUCUAUUGAAAAAUUACUUUCUACUAUGUUCACUCGAGAUAAAUCACGCGAAUUAAUCCUUCCACCAAUUAAGAAAACAACUCAUCAAACACGUUCAUCGUCUCUUUCCUUUGAUGACACUCAUAUUGCUUUACCAGUUACCAAGAGACAGCGAAGAUCAGACAUCGAAUCUCCAACUUCAAUUCAUUCGAAAUCAAAACAAAUAAUGAUGCAUGGUCCAAUAACAUUACAAAAUAUUUAUCAAGCAAUACCAGCAGCAACACUUCAAUUUGCUGAAGACGAAUAUGUUUGGCAUGCUAAUCGGCCCGUAAAUAUGAUAUUAGCAACAGGAGUUCAAUUACCAAAUGUUUUAACAGAAUCAGCAGUCAAUACUAAUAUUGAAAGUGAACAAUUCUUUUCAAAAAUGAUUGAAGAUAUUAUUGUUGAAUAUCAGAAACGACAUCCAAGUGAUCAUUAUGCAGCAUUAAAACAAUGGAAAGAAAAACAUGUAGUUCUAUUUUGUUUGAAGGAAAAUGAUCAAUACACUCAAUCAAUGACACCUCGUCGAAUGAAUGGAUUUGAAACACUUAUUGAUGUUGUUCAACGACGUCAUUUAGGAAAAUUACAACGAUAUUUUCUUAAUGUUGUUUCAACUAAUCGUCAUUUUAAUCCAUAUGAUUUAAUUACAGUACCUGAAUAUAAAGUACAAUUUUGUUUUUAUUUAUUUGAUUA